Molecule: messenger RNA, 1011 nt
Organism: Sabethes cyaneus
Lineage: Eukaryota; Metazoa; Arthropoda; Insecta; Diptera; Culicidae
Product: D-beta-hydroxybutyrate dehydrogenase, mitochondrial
Exons: 5
Coding region: 1-1011 (336 amino acids)
Source: RefSeq, a predicted model, not a curated record
AUGACUCACCGAACAGUUCCUAUUCAUUUGGUGCGCGAGGCAUGUCCUGAUGCUGGGAUAAACGAUAUUCUGUACCAGGGGCAUUCAACUCCCACAGAAACCCACGAAGGUGUCUUUCGCCGUUACAAUUCCGGAGUUUCUCCCUUGGGCAAGAGCGUUCUAAUCACUGGUUGCGAAUCAAUGCUGGCUCGUGCUUUAGCCAAACGGCUCGACGAUCUUGGCUUCACGGUAUUUGCUGCCUUCAAAAAUUUAGAGGAUAAUCUGGAUGCCGGCACACUGAAAGCACUCUCAUCCGGACGACUGAAGCCAAUUCAACUGGAUGUCACAUCGGAAGUGCAGAUGCUGGAGGCUUCGCUGUACAUCACUGAGCACCUGCCGGAAGGGGCGGACGGUCUGUGGGCGGUUGUACACUGUGACAUGUGGUGUGCCCUUGGCGAGCUCGAAUGGAUUCCGUUCCCGGUGAUGCGAAAGUCCUUCGACAUUAAUGUUUUAGGAGUGUCCCGUCUGACGCAGAUCAUGUUACCGCUAAUCCGCCGUGCCGGUGGUCGCGUGGUGUUCCUGUCAUCGGCCAUCGCCCACAUCCCGUCGCCGGUUCGUGGAGUGCAGUGUGCCACUCAAGCGGCCAUCGAGGGUCUCGCGACCUGUCUGCGUCACGAGCUGAAGCAACGCGCCGUCACCGUUUCGAUCGUCUGUGCUAGCGAGUUCGCGUCCGGCAAUGCCUGGCUGGACGACAAAACGAUGCUGGACCAGGCCAAGGCGAUGUGGGAGCUGCUCAGCGACGAACAGAAGUCAGAGUACGGAGAGGAUUAUUUCGAACAGGCGAUACGGUCAUUGGAAAAAUACGUUAAUCUCGACGGUGAUUUCCACUCGACGGUGCGCGCUUUGACCGAUUCCAUCAUUCGUUCGUUCCCACUGUUCCGCUACACACCGUUAUCGCGUUACGAAAAGUUACAGACCAUCAUUGCCGAGCAUCUACCGAGACCGGUGUACGAGAUGUUCUAUCAGAAUUAA